Sinocyclocheilus rhinocerous is the source of this 7894-nucleotide messenger RNA. Its product is annotated as centromere-associated protein E-like. Gene Ontology annotation, cellular component: microtubule. The record is from RefSeq and is a predicted model, not a curated record. The transcript has 58 exons. The coding region runs from base 39 to 7838 and encodes 2599 amino acids. Gene Ontology annotation, biological process: microtubule-based movement; mitotic cell cycle. Gene Ontology annotation, molecular function: ATP binding; microtubule binding; microtubule motor activity. NCBI's taxonomy places the organism in Eukaryota, Metazoa, Chordata, Actinopteri, Cypriniformes, Cyprinidae.
GAGCGCUCAGUCAGUCAGUUAGCGUUAACGGAGAGAAGAUGGCGGAGGAAUCCGCCGUUAAAGUGUGCGUUAGGGUCAGACCUCUCAUUAAAAGAGAGGAGUCUGAGAGUUCAGAGCCAGUGCAGCUCUACUGGAGAGCCGACAAACAGGCCAUCCAUCAGCUGGAUGAUGACGGAGCUCAAACCAAGAGCUUCAGCUUCGACCGCGUGUUCAGCGCUGGAGAGACCACCACUCAGCUCUACCAGGACAUCGCAAAGCCGCUGGUCGUGUCUGCCGUUGAAGGCUACAACGGCACGAUAUUUGCCUACGGACAGACAUCUUCCGGAAAGACCUUCACCAUGAUGGGAAGUGAGCGUAACGCUGGGGUGAUUCCUCUCGCCAUGGCUGACGUCUUCAAAACCAUUAAAAAUUGUCCAAAGAAAGAGUUUCUCCUGCGUGUGAGCUACAUGGAAAUCUACAACGAAACGGUCACAGAUUUGCUCUGCGAAAGCUGGAAAAGGAAACCUCUGGAAAUUCGGGAAGGAAACUACAAAAACGUGUACGUGGCUGAUCUGACGGAGGAGCUGGUGACGUCUCCGGAGCAAGCCCUGUCCUGGAUCACCAAAGGAGAAAAAAACCGACAUUAUGGAAAAACAAAAAUGAACCAGCGUAGCAGCCGCUCCCACACCAUCUUUCGCAUGAUCUUGGAGAGCCGUGAGAGAAGUGACCCGGCGUCUGGUGAAAACGCUGAUGGAGCCAUCAUAGUGUCACACCUGAACUUGGUGGAUCUCGCUGGUGCUGAGAGGGCGAGUCAAACGGGAGCUGAGGGAGCCCGCUUUAAAGAAGGGUGCAACAUAAACCGCAGUUUGUUCACACUGGGUCAAGUCAUUAAGAAAUUAUCUGAUGAGAGUCAGAAGGGCUUCUUGAAUUACAGAGACAGUAAACUCACCCGAAUCCUUCAGAACUCUUUGGGUGGCAAUGCCAAGACUGUCAUUAUUUGCACCAUCACCCCAGCCACUGUCGACGAGACCGUCAGCACUUUACAGUUCGCUAGUGCUGCGAAGCGCAUGAAGAACGACCCUCACGUCACGGAGGUCUCUGAUGAAGGGGCUCUCUUGAGAAGAUACCGCAAUGAGAUCGUCGAUCUCAAACGACGUUUGCAGGAGGUUUCCUCCGUCACACAAACGACUGCGACCGAGCGAGAGUCUCUGUGUCAGAUUCUGCAGGAGAAAGACCAGCUCCAGAGAGAGCAGGAGGACAGGAUCAAGAACUUAACCAAGCUACUUGUUACUGCCUCAAACGUCGCCCUAGUCCCUAAGGUUCCCAAGAGGAGAGUGACGUGGGGAGGGAAACUGCUGAGAUCUGCUCAUCUCGUGAAUGAAGAUCUCGCCUCGACGGACAUGAGCUUUGCAGAGCCGUACAUCAAAAAGAGAAGAGCUGAUUAUUCUCUGCCUGAAGAGGGAGAGGAUAUGGAUGAGUUUGACAGUCGGUUUGACUUCACUGCUCUGGACGAACCCGACAUGGAGAUGAGCACCAUCGCUGUCCGCAGCUCCUCUGAAGGGAGUCAUUUCCUAGAUUCUCCCCGAGCGAGCGAGCUGAUGUUGAAGGUGUCGUCUCUAGAGCGUCAGCUGGAGGCAGAGACUCAGAGCAAACAGAGAGCAGAGGAGAUGAGCGCUGAACUCCAGCUGGAGAUCUCUGAACUGCAGAAGAAGCUGGAAGCUCAAGCUGCACCAUCAGAGGAGGAGAAGACCGUGUCUGAGCUGGAGGCGCUGCAGAGUCGACUACAGACGGAGGUUCAGGAGAGACAGAAGGCUGAGGAGAAAAGCUCCUCACUGGAACUGAAGGUGGCAGAGCUGGAGAAACCUUCAGAAGCUCUCCUGCGCUGUGAGAUGUGUGAACAGCUGAGAAAAGAUCUGGAAGAGACCAUUCAGCUCUGUGAGACUGUUGUAUUUGAGAAAGAUGCCAUCAUUGCUGAGCGAGACCUGAUCAAACACUCGCUGCAGCUGGUAAACGAAGAUCUGGAGAGUCUGAAGGCAGAGAAAGACUCUCUUCAGAAAGAUAAAGACGCUCUGCAGAAGGACAUCGACGAGAGGAAAGAUGCAGAUGAGUUUGAGAAACUGGAGCAGGAGAGCAAGAGAGAGUAUGAGAGAGAGUUGGAGUCUGAAAACUCCAAACUGCAGCAGGAGUUAAAACAGUCGGAAGACAUGAUCCAAAAGCUGCAGGCUGAGCUGGCGACGAUUUCAUCGGAGCUUCAGAAGAAGACAGACCUGACCACUGAGCUGCAGAGUUUUAGUGACAAGAAUCUUGUCCAGGAAGUGACACGUCUACGGCGCUCUCUUGAUGAUGCCGAGUGUCUCAGUUUGGAGACCAAGAGAGAAUGGGCCUUCCUGCGGAGCGAGAACAUCUCACUAAAAGAGAGAGACGCAAACCUGACUACAGACCAUGAGAAGAUGGAAGCUGAGGUGAAGAUGAUUCAGGACAAGCUAGAACAAGAGAAGUCUCGCUUCAAGAAGAUGCAAACGGAUCUUCAAAAAGAACUGAUGGGCGCCUUCGAUGAGAACACCAAACUGACCGCUGUGCUGGAUGGAAAAGUGCCAAAAAAUCUGUCCGAUAAUCUCGUGUUGGAGAAAACGGUGUGUGACUUGCGUAAGGAGCUUGAUCAGAGUCACGAGAGGGAGCGACGUCUGCAGAGUAAGAUGGAGGAGUUCGAGACUCUUUCUGUUAAAGCGGAUGAAUUACAGAGACAGGUGUGCGGUUUGUCAGAAGAGCUGCGUUCUGUUGGAGAGGAGAGAGACGCUUUGAGAUCCGCUCAGUCCAGUUUGAGUGAAGCUCAUCAGAGACUGAAAGAAGCUCAGGAUCAGCUUCUGAAGAUGGAGAGCGAUCUGGUUGAGGCUCAGCUGAAGGAAGCAGAACUGACCCAGCAGCUCACAGAGACAUCAGAACGUCUCCAGAACCUCCAGACGGAUCUCCAGCGCGUCACGCAGGAGAGCUGCACACGUCUCGCAUCAUUAGAGGAGGCCACACAGAAGUCGCUGCAGUUGAGCGCAGAGCUGGAGUCUGUCCGCGCCGAGAGAGAUGUGCUUCUGUCUGAGAAGGUGAGGGAAGUUCAGAGCGACCCGGAUGAGACGGAGAACCUGCGACGCACCAUCAGCUCAAUAACUGAAGAGCGAGAGCAGCUCCAGGAGAUUCUGCAGGGCCUGAGAGACCAGCUCAAGAGGGACAUGGAGGAGAAUGUGGAGAUGAUGAUAGAGACUCAAGCAGAGCUGAGAGAUGCUCAGGAGAAGGUGAAGGAACUUCAGGGAAAGCUACACCGCACGGAGUCACAGAGAGUUCAGACGGUCGACCAACAGAAGAGCUGUGAAGAUGGACAGCUGGACAAACUACGAGAUCAGAUAAAGCAGUUAACAGAAGAGCUCAGUGCUGUUGUUGGUGAGAAGAGAUCGGAUCAUUGUGAGCAGUCAGACGUCACAUCUUUAACAGAAGAGAGCGGUCAGCUUCAGGAGAGACUACAGCAGCUGGAGAGGGACAAUAUUCAGAUGAAAACGCAUCUGGAAGAGAAACAUGAGAUGAUCCAGACACUAAAGGAAGAGCUUGAGACUUUAUUAGAGCAGAGAAACCAGCUGAACUUGAACCUUCAAGAGACAUCUCAACAGGUGUGCGGUCUGUCAGAAGAGCUGCGUUCUGUUGGAGAGGAGAGAGACGCUUUGAGAUCUGCUCAGUCCAGUUUGAGUGAAGCUCAUCAGAGACUGAAAGAAGCUCAGGAUCAGCUUCUGAAGAUGGAGAGCGAUCUGGUUGAGGCUCAGCUGAAGGAAGCAGAACUGACCCAGCAGCUCACAGAGACAUCAGAACGUCUCCAGAACCUCCAGACGGAUCUCCAGCGCGUCACGCAGGAGAGCUGCACACGUCUCGCAUCAUUAGAGGAGGCCACACAGAAGUCGCUGCAGUUGAGCGCAGAGCUGGAGUCUGUCCGCGCCGAGAGAGAUGUGCUUCUGUCUGAGAAGGUGAGGGAAGUUCAGAGCGACCCGGAUGAGACGGAGAACCUGCGACGCACCAUCAGCUCAAUAACUGAAGAGCGAGAGCAGCUCCAGGAGAUUCUGCAGGGCCUGAGAGACCAGAGAGACCAGCUCAAGAGGGACCUUGAAGACACUAAUGGGAUGCUCAUGCAGGUCCAGCAGGAACGCAGCGGCUCACACACAGUCACACAGCAUGAUGAACUCCUCCAGCAGUGCAUUCUCUCACAGAUGCAGCAGCUUAAAGAGGAGCUGGACGCUGUGAGUCAGGAGAAGAACCAGUUAAAAUCUGAUCUACAGGAGAAUGUCGAAAUGAUGAUUGAAAAUCAAGAGGAGCUGAGAGGAGCUCUUGAGAAGGUGAAAAAUCUUCAGAAUACUGUACAAGAACUGGAGUCUCAGCGAGCGCUCAUGCAGUCGAAGGACUCUGGAAACACUCCACAGAUAAAGCAGCUGAGAGAGGAGUUGGAGAAUGUGUGCUGUGAGCGAGAGCGUCUGCUGUCUGAACGCUCCAUGAACACACUCCGUGACACCGAGAUGAUGGAGCAGAUGAAGGCCAGCAUCAGCUCUCUGACGGAGGAGCGAGACCAGCUCCGACAGAGCCUCAGAGACGAGGUGGAGCAGCUGAGGACGGAGCAGCAGACGAUGGUCCAGUUGAGGUCAGAGCUCGAGUCCGUGUAUGCCGAGAGAGACCGUGUGUCGUCUGAAAGAACCGGAGACCUGCAGGAGAUGAGCGCCGUGACCGAGGAGCGAGAUCAGCUCCUGGAGACUCUACAGCGGCUCACAGACGAGAGCGAGCAGCUCAAGAGAGACCAGAUGUCCUCCCAUGAUUCUCAGCUGGUCCAGGUGCGAGAGCAGCUCCAGACGGCCUGUGCCGAGAGAGACCGUCUGCUGUCUGAGAAGAGCAAGAGCGAUCUGGAGAACACGCUUCUAGAGGAAGUGCAGAGCAGCCUGGCCUCUGUCACUGAGGAGAGAGAGCAGCUCCUGGAGAUCCUGCAGGUCAACAGAGAGGAGAAGAACCAGCUGAGGAGAGACCUGGAGGACAAGGACGAGACUUUGCUGCAGCUGAGAGAAGAGCUUCAGUCGUCCUCUGCAGAGAAAGAGCGGCUGCUUUCUGAGAGAACCGAAGAGCAGCAGGAGAAGCUAGCAGAGAUGAAGACGGCUGAAGCUAGCAUCACCGCUUUGACUCGAGAGAGAGAUCGUCUGCUGGAGACGCUGCAGAGAGUGAGAGACGAGAGAGAUCAGCUGGAGAAGAGCGAGAUGAUGCUGCAGUCAGUUUGUGCCGAGAGAGACCGUCUGAUGACGGAGAGAGACGCUGCGUGUCACCAGUCCAGCAUGACGUCUCUGAGCAAAGGAGGAGACCUUCAGGAGAUCCUGCAGGGUGUUCGAGAGCUGAUCCAGGUCCAAGGAGAGCUCAAGCAGAAGAAACCCACAGAGAAGCAGAAAGCUCAACUUGAGCAGAUUCAAGCUCUCACUGAGGAGAUGGAGUCUCUGAGGAAUCAGAGGGUGGUGCUCAGGAAAGAGCUUCAGGAGGCAGCUGCGACUUCUAAAAUGUAUCAGGAUUUACUGCACGUUACUAAGGAGGAGCUGAAGAAACAGCAGAAAGAGAACGCAGAACUGAUGGAGCAGAGUGCUGCGAAAGAGUCUCCGCUUCAGCAGCAGCUGAGUCUAAUGAGUGAAGAUCUCUCCGCUUUACGAGACCAGCGAAACACAGGCAUCCAAAACCUCCAAUCAAACCUCCGCUCACUUACAAAAGAGAAAGAUGAACUCCAAGACACGCUGAAGAGAAGCAGAGAGGAGGGAGAAACACUGAGCCUGGGUCUUCAGAAGAGUGAGGAGACGCGAAAGCAGCUGACAGAGGAGCUCGAGUGUCUCGCUGGCUUGAAGGAUCAGCUGGAGAAUGAGAAGAUCUGUGCCGAGAAGAUCCUGGAGUCGUUAAGAGAUGCCACGAAAGAGAGCGAUCAGCUCAAACGAGAACUGCAGGGAAAGAUGGAGAAGCUGGCACACACUGAAUCAAAAGCAGAGCAGCUGGAAAAGCAGAAGAUCCUGCUGGAAUCUGAAGUGCAUUCCCUCAGUCAGUCUCUCUCUGAGGUGAACUGCAGCGUGUCUUCGGAUCAGUCUAAACACCCAUCUGCACAUCUGAUUCCUGGGAUUGAGACGUCUGCUGAGAAACUGCAGGCGGCCUUUGCAACGCUCCAGCUGAUCAUUGACCGUCCCACUAAUGCUUUAGCGGCUAUUAACCGUGAAGAAUGGGCCGUGAUCUAUCAGCUGCUGCAGAUUAUUCCAAAGAAUCAGAGAACCGUCGUCGUUACACACACCAAGAAAACAACCAGACUGAACCAUGUGCUGAUCAAGAUUGCGGAGGCUUACAGGAGACUGGCGCAGCGCUAUAAGACUCGCUUUGAGACGCAGCUGCAGCGUGAUGUGGCCUCGUUUGAGGAGUCUCGCCUGCAGGACCUGCUCGCGCUCACGGCUCCGUCACAGUCUUUCCGAGCGCUCCAGGAUGACUUCCAGCAGGUCUGGGAUCUGAGACUGACAUGUCUGCUGGAAAGAUGGCAGCAGUACUUGCAGACGCUGGAGGCUGGUGUAAGGGUUCUGGAGGAGGGUUUAUCCAAACACGCAGUGAUGGUGUCAGAGGAGCAUCAGCACCGGAUCCGUGAUCUGGAGGAGCUGAGAUCUCUGCUCGGAUCUCCUCAGGCCUCUGCCGUCUUACAGCUGCUCCAGCGACAAAUCUCUCGCCGCUCCAAAGCCACCGAGCAUCUCAACACGUUUUAUUUCGCUCUGUUGAAUCGAUGCGAAUCUGUGCGCUCUCCUCUCAUAUCUGCCUCUGCCGAGUCCGAGCAGCAGCUCGAGGAUCAGAGGAGACAGACUUUAACUCUGCUUCAAGCCCAACACGGCACUUUACCCAAAACUGAGGCUGAACUUCUGCAGGACAAUCAGCGAGUGUCACUGCAGCUGCAGCAGACGCAGAAACAGAUGGAGGAGAUUCAGGAGCAGAUGAAGGAGCUGAAGGUCCAAGCUGACGCCUCAAAUCUUCAGCUCCAGGAGCUCAGCGGCCAACUGAAGGAGAAGGCAGCCCUGAUCCAGAGCUUGCGAGACAAACUUACAGAGUCAGAGGUUCUGGCUCGGAGGAGCAUGACACCAGAAGCUGCUGAUCUCGCCGCCCUCAAAGACAAACUUGUCAAAAUGGAGCUGGAUCACAUCGCGGUCACCACAAGUCAAGAGAAGGAAGUUGCACAGAUGACCUCCGUGUUGGAGCACAGAGCCGAUGUCAUCCGCAAGCUGAAAGAGACCCUGAGGAAAAUGCAACAGGACGAUGAACAGUCAUUCAUAGACGGCGAUGAGUUUGAUCUUAAAUUGUGCUCGAGCACCAAAGAGAAGAAGAUGGAGGAGCUGCAGAAGAAGAACGCUCGGUUUGAGAGUCUGGUGAGCAAGCAGCAGGAGGAAAUCAACAAAUGGAAGCGGAGAGCGUACAAGAUGAAGGAGAGCCAGCGAGACGCUCCAUGCACGCCAACCAAACGCCUUCCUCCUCUGACAGAGACCGAACUCAACUCGCCCAAGAAGACCUUCCUGGACUCGCCCAAGAGCAAGUUCUUUGACAUGCGCUCCAGCGUUCCUGUCCCCCUCCAGCAUCCCCCACAGUUCUUCGAUAACUCCAGCCUCGAGGCGGUGCCAGAGGAUGCCUGUGCGCCAGCCAAGUCCUUCCUGGAUUCUUCAGACAGCGAUGAAGAGGAUUCCAGCUCCAGCGCAGCAUUAAAUGCAGCUCCAAUUAAAGACUGGUGGCAGAUUCCUAACUCUUCACCAGCAAAGCCUGAUGCUAGCGGCAAUGCUAACUCAUGCCCAACGCAGUAAUCGCUGUUGUUUGUCUUUUUCUUGUAUGUUUUUGUUGACACUUUCUGUUUUAAUGU